AUGGGUCAGUGGUUGGCUUCCGCUUUCAAAUCCCUUGUGGGAAAGCAGGAGGUGCGUAUUCUUAUGGUCGGCCUUGAUGCUGCUGGAAAGACGACGAUCCUGUACAAAUUGAAACUUGGCGAAAUUGUGACGACGAUUCCUACCAUUGGUUUUAAUGUUGAGACUGUGGAAUACAAGAACCUGAAAUUCACCAUGUGGGAUGUUGGUGGUCAAGAUGUUCUUCGUCCGCUGUGGCGCCACUACUACCAAAAUACCAACGGGAUUAUCUUUGUUGUGGAUUCAAACGACAAGGAACGUGUGGGCAAAGCCCGCCAGGAGUUGGAAAAGAUGCUUUCUGAGGAUGAAUUGAGGAAUGCCGUGCUCCUUGUUUUCGCCAACAAGCAGGACUUACCGAAUGCGAUGAGCACAACGGAAGUCACGGAGAAACUUGGACUGCAGUCUGUGCGCCAGCGCAACUGGUAUAUCCAAGGUUGCUGUGCUACAACGGCUCAGGGCCUGUAUGAAGGUCUCGAUUGGCUGUCAGUGAACAUUAAGAAGAGUAUGAAGUAG
Trypanosoma brucei brucei TREU927 is the source of this 549-nucleotide messenger RNA. Its product is annotated as ADP-ribosylation factor, putative. Bases 1 to 549 code for a protein of 182 amino acids. Gene Ontology annotation, cellular component: cytoplasm. The transcript has a single exon. Gene Ontology annotation, biological process: intracellular protein transport; vesicle-mediated transport. The record is from RefSeq and is a predicted model, not a curated record. Gene Ontology annotation, molecular function: GTP binding; GTPase activity. Lineage: Eukaryota; Euglenozoa; Kinetoplastea; Trypanosomatida; Trypanosomatidae.